AUGGUGGUUUCCAUCCUGGUGAUGAGCAUUCCAUUCCUUCCGAUCAUCGAACCUUGCGUUGCCUCUAUACGGUUCCGCCGCGCAUCGAUGGUAGCGUCGCCGCAGGGCGCAGAGGGUGUCGGAUCCAAGUCUGUUUCUGAUGGUACGCUGCGUAUGGUAGCAAUUGAGAUGGUCCCGGGUGUUGGCUGUCCCGGCGGUGAUGGGAAUCCAAGGAACGGGAUAAGCUUGCGAAAUGCCACUGGUUCUCGGUGGGUGAGGAAUCAAGACGUUCUCGCCACAGACGGGCUGGUGUGCGGUAUCUUGAUUGAUGGAUGGGAUGCGCUGCAAGCCAUCGUCCCGCAGCCUCUCGCAGUGCAAGAUAGGGGAGAUCCUCGACGGGUUGGGAGGCAGCAGGCGAGCGCCAGCAAGAUUCCAAGGCACACCGCACCGCUCCUCACUCAUCCAUCUGCAGCAGAGGGUGCCGCCCGUGCAAGCGAUUCUGUAGGGCAGCGACGAUCAAUAGACUACGGAGAAUUGAGCAGGAUAAGCAACAGACGGCGCCCAACUCAGUCGCCUGCCAGUGACCCCCGCGGCCAGAGCACCCGAAAGUCAGCUCUGCCAUGCGGCGACGAGGGACGUCAUCUCGUACCCUCAGCUUCGCAUUCGUCGUGGCCGUCGACGAGAAUUGGCGGGGCUCCACGCGACGCACAGCUAGCUCGUAUCGUGCCAAUAGUGCCGGGUCUGUCUGCAGAGCAGCAGGCAGGCAGAGCGAUGGGAUGGGCGCGUUUGUCACUCGACGCCUUGGCUGCAUCCCGAAGCGCUGCGACGAUUCGUGUUGCCGGAAGCGUGCAAUGGACGAUUUGA
Zasmidium cellare ATCC 36951 is the source of this 843-nucleotide messenger RNA. RefSeq lists its product as uncharacterized. The coding region runs from base 1 to 843 and encodes 280 amino acids. NCBI's taxonomy places the organism in Eukaryota, Fungi, Ascomycota, Dothideomycetes, Mycosphaerellales, Mycosphaerellaceae. The transcript is spliced from 2 exons. The record is from RefSeq and is a predicted model, not a curated record.